Apis cerana (Asiatic honeybee) is the source of this 2461-nucleotide messenger RNA. RefSeq lists its product as uncharacterized. Lineage: Eukaryota; Metazoa; Arthropoda; Insecta; Hymenoptera; Apidae. The record is from RefSeq and is a predicted model, not a curated record.
UCUUAUUUAAAUAUAAUUGUAUUAAAAAUCUCUAUUUCGUUUAAUUAAUUAAUAAAUUAAUAUUAAAUAUGCGAAAAUUAAUCACAUACAUAUAAUUCACAAUAAAUAUCUAUAUCUCCAAAGAAUAAUUAAAAAAUUUUGAAUGUGAUUAUUAUUAAAAAAUAAUAUUAUAAAAUAAAUUAAAGAAAGUGAAUCAUUAAUGUCCUGUUCAGAUUGAAAUAUUUGUAGAAACGUCAGGAUGUCAGUUUAAUCAUACGUGGCUAUAUCCAUAUAUCGAUUGUUUCGAUAGGGGUCAGUAGUGGAUAGUUGUGUUUCACUUGUCAACCUGACGUAUUCGACGUUUCUUCUACUUUCUACUCGUGUUACAUAUGACUUUUGUCUUUUUUUAUAUAAAAAUUUGACCUAACUUGGAUAUGAUAAUAUUAUUUUUUCUUUAAAAAAGGUAAGUUUGUUGAAUAUAGAAAGUAUAGGUAAAUUUAACGUCAUAAAACGAAAUCAAAUUUGCGCGCUACGAAUAAGCAAAAUUCAAAUGAAAGUAGAACGUCCGUAUAGUUAUAGUAUGAAUAUAUAUUUUUUAUAUUCAUAUGAUAUUCAUUGUUAAAUACAAUGAAUAUAUUAUAAAUUAGAUAAAACAUUGAAAACUAUGAAAAAUAAAAAUAUAGUUAUAAUAUUAUAUUUUUUAUAAUAUUGAAAUUGAUAAUAUUGAUUGAUAAUUUUGAACCAUAAUAUUUUAUUGUUACAAGAAUCGUUUUUUUUUAAUUAUUUAAUUGUUCAAAUAUUAGAAUGAGUAAAUAUAAAAGUCAAAAUAUAAUAUAGUAAAAAUAAUUUUUUACUAUAUUAAAAACUUUUUAUUUAUUUUUUAUAUAUAUGAUUAUUAUUAUUUAAAAUAAUAUUCUUCUUUAUUUACAUAACUUGUGAGUAAACUGCGUACCUGCGAUUUAUUCAACAGUAGUGAUUUAACGUCGAUUUUUAUAAUAACAAUGAUUUUAUUAAAAAUAAUCGAUUAUGAAGUAUCAACAGAUCACCGUCGAUUUUGUAAAUAUGGUGUUCACUGCUUGCUCCUAUUUGGCUCUUGCUGGAGCUGUUUGGAUAUUUUUACGACUCAUCCAAGCAUGCUUUUGGUUACCGCGCCAUUUAAAAAGACAAAAUCAUGUCCAACGAAUGCUGCAAGAUAAGAUGGAGAACUAUGAGAAGUAUAUAUUAGAAUGUGAAAAAAGAGAAAAGAUUGAACAAGAAAUGCAAGGCGGAGAUGCCAAACCAAAUCCUGAACAAGCUGAGAAAUGGAAGGAACGAAGGGAAUGUUUGGAAAUGUUGAAAAGAGAAUUAAGUAAGAUUCGAGAUGGUGGUGAUGAUUCGCAAGACUGGGAUUACCUUCUAGAAGAAGAGGAAACAAAAGAAGAAAAAGCUAGUAUCACAGAAAUUCAAGAUGAUAAAAUUUCUAAAGAUGGACAUAAUGACAAAAUAAACACAAACACAAGCACUAAUCCAAUAAUCAACUCAGAAAAUAAAAAAGACAAAUAAUUACAUUUUAUACUAUUUCUGUAACAAAUAGAUGAGGUUUAAAACCUUUUAGAUCCGUAAAAAAAAAAAAAAAAAAAUAAGUUAGAGAAUUCAAAGUAUUUAAGAAAUAUGCGAAAUAUUAAUAGUUAUAUUUUAAUCGAUUAGUGAAAUGCAAACAGACAAGGUUCAUUUCUAAUAAUUAUUCGAUAAUAAUGAUUAAUAUAUUUCAUCCAUGUAUGAGGCACUUAUGAGGCACAAUGAUUUAAUAAUUAAUCUUAAGUAUUUGAUUAUAUAUUUAUUAUAUUACUAAGAUAUCAGAAUAAUUUAAUGCAUUUUACUGGUAAAUGAAAGUUUUAUAACGAUUAUUCAUUAUCAUAAAAAUAUAUUUAAAAAUGAUCAAUUUUAAAGAAAUGAAAUUAAUAUAUUUAAAAAAAAAUGAAUUUAUAAAAUUAUUAUAAUAAAAUAACUAAAUGAUUACGAUAUUACACGAAGAGAAUAAUUAUGAUAUUUUUAUAUUGAAUUUUUAUUAAAUAUUACGUAAAGUAUUUAAGCUUUAUAUAACAAUAUUUAAACUUUCGAAUAAAAACAUUUUAAAUUAAAUAUCAACGUACAAUUUAAUGAAAUUUGUAAUGCAAUUAAUGCACGAUAUUUUUUAAAUGGAUGUAUUUUAAGAAUAUUGUAUUUAUUCUUUAAAAUUUAUACAUAUAUAGUAUUAUAUCUACAUAUCUUUGAAUUAAAUAUUUAUUAAAAGCAAAAUAUUGAUAAUAUCAAUUUCGAAAUUUUAUACUUUAUAUAGACAGCCACUUUUUUGAAUUAUAAUUUUAAAAUAAUAUACAUGGUGAAAAAAAAUUAUUUAUGCAUCAAUUAAUUUACAUAAAUUAUCUUAAAGUAUUGUAAUAUUUAUCGUUAAAAAUUUUACAAAUUGUUUGCUAAAUAAAUACAUCUGAAUUUUCUAUGGUUA